Molecule: messenger RNA, 3083 nt
Organism: Ceratosolen solmsi marchali
Lineage: Eukaryota; Metazoa; Arthropoda; Insecta; Hymenoptera; Agaonidae
Product: protein FAM160B1
Exons: 7
Coding region: 311-2920 (869 amino acids)
Source: RefSeq, a predicted model, not a curated record
UAAAAUCUCCGUAGCUUUGUGAGUUGUGGAAUACUCGCUGCAUGAGGAUAAAGUUUAGUCAUUUUGUGACAGAUUUUGGGGAAAUGUAAUACCGAAGUUAUGUUCUGUUGCUGCGAGUCGAGUCGGGCAGACUUUAGUCUUCAUUGACGUUUAUCAAAUCAAUUGGCAGAUGAUAUUUUUAUUAUCCGAGAGUGUAUAAAAAAUGCUGAUAGUCUGGAUUGUUUCGUCGGGAAUGGUUGUCCAUAAUCACUUCCGAGUUAAGAGAAAGUAACGUAAAAUUUUGAAAAUAAAACUGCCCAACGACAAAAACAUGAUCAGCGGUCUGCAGAUUGCUUUGAAAAAUGCCAUUGACGUGAUAGCUCCUCCAGCGACACCCUUGCAAGAUUUCACUUAUCACUGGAAGCAGCUCAUGAAUUUUUACGUUAAUCAUUUAAACGACGCCAAAGUAUCGAUAGAAAGAACUAGUAUUCCUAAGCAUUUAGACCAUUUGCUGAGACUCUUGUUGGAGGAGGAGAAAAAUGGGGACGAGCCAGGUCCGUGUUUGGAGUAUACGCUGCAGCAUAGGUUAUUGGAUUUACUGGCGACUCUGGCCAGUGCUGAAACACCUCCUGGGAUGAGACUGGUUUGCCUGUCAUUUCUGAGAAAGCUGCUGACAAAAUCCAAGCAUCCGCUUCUGCAUCAAGCGGCUAUUUAUGGAUCCGUUCAAAGAAUGAUAGCCAUGUGCAAUGGAAAUCUUGCCUCUCCCAUCGAGAAUGAAGAAAUACAAUUUCUUUUGUGCCUUUGCUUUUUAGUUUGCAAGUAUCCACACGUCACAAAUAUAGUCAACGAUUCUAGUAAUGUAGCGCAAGACGGCGAAGCUUUGCACUGCAGUAUCGAUAAGUCAGCCAUCGACAAGGUCACUUACAUUCCCGCUAGAAGGAUGAAAAAUGCCAAUACUCUAUUUAAGCCUUUGAACACGCAAGCCAUCACCUUAAUGAAUCCUGAUUUGUUUAAAACUGGUAAGCAUCGACCUUACCACGUUGAUUCUGUAAAUAAAUCGAGCUCUCAGUCGGAAGCAUCGCAAGAAAACAAACAGCCCAAACAUGUACAGAACGCAAUCACUAGGUCCAAUUCCUCUUCGCAAUCGAGUAGAUCCUCGAGGGAUGUAGAGGCUGCUUCAGAAUCAUCGAGUCCUGUCGCACAACAGCCAAUCGAUAACAUUCCAAAUAGAGUUCCUGAGGAAGCGGAAGAUGACACUCGAGCGAGUGAAAAUUUGUAUAAAGUAUCCAAGGAAGUGGAAUCCUCAAAAUAUGAUCCAGUCGUAGCUGCACUCAACGAUAUCAAGGAUUUGAGGAUAAACGAGGAGUGCUUAUCAAGUAACGGUGAUGAAAAGUCUGAUCAAAAUAGUAAACAUGAUAUUACCUUCAGCAGCUCUAGAAACCCAGAACAUUCCAAAUGUUUGCUCUUAGAUUCGUUAAAAAGUUAUAUAAACAGUGCGGAUAAUACAAUUAGGAUACGUGCGUGCGAGGGAAUAAUGGUUUUAGCUUCGUUGGACGACCCUUUCUUUGCUGAAAUCAUUGCCAAAAGCGACUUAUCCACAAUUUUAGCAAAACGUUUGGAAGUUCUUUUUAAUUUAAUCCCAGCCCAAGUUGAGUCUAGCGAUAUAGAAGACAUCGAAGUCACUUGGGGCCUCGACUCGCCACUGCUUAUCAACGAGAAGAAAUUUCCAGGAUAUCAAAGAGUGGCUGCUUUUUUCAUGUGGAUGGAUUUUCUCGCACAACUUUCAAGAGAAGCUCACUCGGAUGUCGCCGAGAUAUUAGCUCAAACUAUCAGGAUAUCCUUCUUCGAGAAAGUACUAACUCAUGCACUGUCAGCUCACCACGCUAUUUUAAUUACAGCAUUAGUUACGAAAUGCUUGAAGAACAUUCCUACGUCUCCAUUGAGCAUUGAAAUGGGUCGCUGGCUGGUGGGUCAGCAACGCGUUCCAGACAUUCCUGAUGUUUGGUGUUGUCCAGUUCUGCACAGACUCAUUGAGAAUUGCUUCACAGAAAGCGACGAUUUGAUUACAGAGACGUUAAAAUUGUUUGAAGCCAUGAUUGAAAAACGAGAUGAACACAUACUACAUUGUCUAGUCUUAACGUACUUAAAUACACGUGGCUAUUAUGAUAAUAGCGCGGCUGAUAGUGCAAUUGCUUCGUGGAGCGACGAAGAAGAUGAGAGGGUAAGAGAGAAAAAAGGCUGUAUGGAUAUUACCGAAGGAACGAGUCACAGUAGAACUUUGGCACCCAGUAAUAUACAUAGGAUUUUAAAUUGUUUCUUGUCGUUACUACCUCGGCAAUUACAAACCGAGUCUGAUAGUAAUUACGGACGAUACAUGGGAAAUUGGGAGAAGGAAUAUUCAAUAAUUGUAAAAAACUGUGCUCUUCUAGCAUGGCCACUAGAAGCCGUUACCUUGGAUGAUUCUGCAAGUUCCGAUUCGAGACCAGAAAUUGACAAUUGUGCAAAUAGAUUUUACCCUGGACCUUUUCUGUCGAUGCUACUAGACAAAAUCAGUGGUAUUCCUAAACAAAAGUAUGAGAUCAAUUUGCAUUUGACAAUUCUAAUUUCUAAAUUGGCAUUAUUGCCUCAUCCGUACCUUCACGAAUUUCUAUUGAAUCCCUUAAUUCCGUUGACACCUGGAAAGAAGAGUUUGUUUAUUUGCCUGCAGCGACUUGUUAAGCAACUAGCGAACGAAGUUCCUAAAAUACAGAACUACAAACUGAUUCUUAAAGAAUUAAGAUUGGAAAUGUUUAAUGAUUGCUGCGCUCAAGAAUCGUCGGAUAAUAAAACUUAUUCGAGGUCGAAAGAGGAAGAGACUUUGCUCGAAAGUGUAAUAAUUGUUGAAGAGUUUUGCAAAGAAUUAGCAGCGAUCGCAUACGUUAAAUAUCAUCAUUCUACGUAGUAAUAAUAAUCAUAGUAUUAUUAACUUAAAAAUUGUAAAUUUAGCUGUAUAUAUAAUAAUUUCUAUUUUGUAGAACAUCGAUCGAUCAUAGAAAAUGAGUGAAGUUUGAACCUUGUGCUGUCCAAAUAUUUAACUAUUUAAACUAUUUUCUAUCAUAUAAAUU